This is a messenger RNA of Neopsephotus bourkii (Bourke's parrot), 1205 nucleotides long. It is a transcript of the gene CBX1, whose product is annotated as chromobox 1. The coding region runs from base 158 to 715 and encodes 185 amino acids. The transcript is spliced from 5 exons. Lineage: Eukaryota; Metazoa; Chordata; Aves; Psittaciformes; Psittacidae. Gene Ontology annotation, cellular component: nucleus; pericentric heterochromatin. Gene Ontology annotation, biological process: chromatin organization; negative regulation of transcription by RNA polymerase II. The record is from RefSeq and is a predicted model, not a curated record. Gene Ontology annotation, molecular function: chromatin binding.
CGGGGCUGGCCGGGCUCUUUUGUUCGAGGGAGGCGGACGGAGCGCGGCCAGGCCCGCGGUGACACGGAGCGGGCCCUCCUGCAGCCCCUUCCCUCGGCGACGGUUGGCGGGGCUGUGCAAGCAGCGUCGCCCAUAAGCUGAAAAACUGGCCAGCACAAUGGGAAAAAAACAGAACAAGAAGAAAGUGGAAGAGGUUUUAGAGGAAGAGGAGGAGGAGUAUGUGGUGGAGAAGGUCCUGGAUCGGCGAGUGGUGAAGGGCAAAGUGGAAUACCUGCUCAAGUGGAAGGGCUUCUCGGAUGAAGAUAACACAUGGGAGCCAGAGGAGAACCUCGACUGCCCAGACCUCAUUGCAGAGUUCCUUCAGUCCCAGAAAACAGCACAUGAGAGCGAGAAGUCCGAGGGCAGCAAGCGCAAAGCGGAGUCUGACACAGAGGAUAAAGGAGAGGAGAGCAAACCAAAGAAGAAGAAGGAGGAGUCGGAGAAACCGCGAGGCUUUGCCCGAGGAUUCGAGCCCGAGCGGAUCAUCGGUGCCACGGAUUCCAGCGGGGAGCUCAUGUUCCUGAUGAAGUGGAAGAACUCUGACGAGGCCGACCUGGUCCCUGCCAAGGAAGCCAACAUCAAGUGCCCGCAGGUGGUGAUCUCGUUCUAUGAGGAGAGGUUGACAUGGCAUUCCUACCCCUCAGAGGACGAUGACAAGAAAGAGGACAAGAACUAAGCCCUGGCACCCGCUCUGGCCAGCCUUUGUAUAAAGAUCUGAACUGUGGGUUUGAACAAGAGGGAGAGAACGCAGCUCUGCUCGGUUGGGAGCGUAGAGAUGGCUGGAGAAGAUGCCCUUUGAAGAGACCAGUAUGGUUUCUGUGCCCUGCAGCUGCUCAACUGCUUUCUGCAGCUUCAUGCUGUGUACAGAUUCCAACCAGCCCAGCUCAAUGUGUGUGGGGGGGGGGGGUUGGAAAGGAAGGGAAGAGAAGGGAAGGGCAGGGGGUGCUGGGGUGGGAAUGAGGGGAGGAAGUGGGGUGCUUGUUUCAAAGCUGCCUAUUUUGCAGCUUGGGGGAGAGGAAGCAAAGCCCCUUCCAUGAAGGACUAUCCCUGGUGGUGGGUGGGCUGGGGAAAGGGAGUGCAGAUGGAUACUGCUUUUUCUUCAAAGACCAUCUCAGCAACCCACAGCCUUCUUCCCAAUAGUGUUAACUCUGCAUUUUUACGGCGUA